GGCCGGCGAGCACGUUCAUAUCGGUCAUUUCGUCGGCGAAGUUUGGCGAAAGCACUGACGCCACGUUCCUGAUUCUACCGGAAGACUUGAGGUUCCCACGGAGCCGUAAAGAGAAGCCACGCAGCGGAGGCAGGUAGUGUGCAACAAAUUAAAGUAGCCAUAACUGAUAUCACAGAAUCCUUGGCGAUCCUGUCGAACCGAGAAAGAGCACGGUAAUAUGGCAGACUACGUGAUCGACGACGCUGGUCAGGACGAGAAGUUCCCGAUCCGAGAAGACGGCCUCUCAGCAGCGCAGCUUCUCUCAGGUGGAGAUGGCUUGACGUAUAACGACUUCAUCAUCCUUCCUGGGUACAUAGACUUCACUGCUGACGAGGUAGACCUCUCAUCACCGCUGACUAGAAAAAUCACCCUCAAGGCACCGCUUGUCUCUUCCCCCAUGGACACAGUCACAGAGUCCGACAUGGCGAUAGCAAUGGCACUUUCAGGAGGAAUUGGUAUAAUCCACCAUAACUGUACUCCGGAGUAUCAGGCAAACGAGGUUCACAAGGUCAAAAAAUACAAACAUGGAUUUAUCAGGGAUCCGGUCGUUCUUUCACCAAACCACACGGUCGGUGACGUUCUGAAGGUGAAAUCCAAACAUGGUUUUUGCGGGGUUCCAAUAACUGAGAAUGGCAGGCUGGGUGGAAAGCUUGUAGGCAUUGUAACGUCGAGGGACAUUGACUUCCUCGAAGACAUACCUAGUCAACAGAACCAAAAGUUGGAAAAUGUAAUGACCAAACUGAACAAUCUGAUCACUGGAACUUCUGGAGUUACUUUGCAGGAGGCUAAUUCCAUCCUUGAAAAAUCAAAGAAGGGUAAACUUCCAAUAAUUAAUGAGAAUGGUGAACUUGUAGCCCUGAUGGCAAGAACUGAUCUGAAGAAAAAUCGAAGCUAUCCAAACGCCAGCAAAGAUGAGAACAAACAGCUUCUUGUUGGCGCAGCGAUUGGAACUCGUGAGGGAGAUAAGCAGAGGCUGCAACUCCUGGCAGCUUCCAAAGUCGACGUAGUCGUGCUGGACUCAUCACAAGGAAACUCCAAGUACCAAAUUGACAUGAUUAGGUAUAUCAAAUCAAAAUAUCCGGAGUUGCAAGUGAUCGCAGGUAAUGUUGUCACAAGUAUGCAAGCGAGAAACCUCAUACGAGCGGGGGCCGAUGGUCUCAGAGUUGGGAUGGGGUCAGGAUCGAUCUGUAUAACUCAGGAGGUAACGGCUGUUGGUAGGGCACAGGCCACAGCAGUAUACCAUGUUUCUGAGUAUGCCAGGAAGUUUGGAGUCCCUGUGAUAGCAGACGGCGGCAUACAGUCUAUUGGCCAUAUAAUCAAGGGGCUGAGCUUAGGCGCAAGUACAGUGAUGAUGGGAUCGCUGCUGGCUGGAACAUCAGAAGCACCAGGAGAAUAUUUCUUCAGUGAUGGAGUGCGUUUGAAGAAGUAUAGAGGGAUGGGAUCGUUAGACGCUAUGAACCGGGAAGAUGCAAGGGGCUCAGCGAUGGAUAGAUACUUUCACAACGAGAUGGAUAAGCUAAAGGUGGCACAGGGAGUCAGUGGAUCAAUAGUUGAUAAGGGCACGGUUCUCAAAUUUCUGCCAUACCUCCAAUGUGGAAUUAAGCAUGGUUGUCAAGAUAUUGGAGCCAAAUCUAUAACAGCAUUGCGAUCUAUGAUGUACAGUGGAGAGCUCAAAUUUGAAAGGCGAUCACAGUCGGCACAGCUCGAGGGUAAUGUGCAUGGAUUGUUUUCAUAUGAAAAACGAUUGUAUUAAAUAUCUAGUUCAAUUCCUACAUGGUUACUUGCAGCGUUAAUUGAAAGACCCUAAUUUUUGAGGCUGAAGUGAGUAACAUUAAGUCAUGAAAAGUUGAGAUAAAAAUCACAAUUUUGCAUCUUCAGAAUAACUUUCAAGGAAUUAAAUUUGCAAUAUAUGAGUUUGUGCAUGAUGUAGAAGGUCUUACAAAAUUUCACUUAACUCUAAAGUUGCGAAGUAAUGAGUUUUUCUAUAAAUGCAUCUUUGCAGUAAUGUUACAUACUCCAACUUUACUUUAAUUUACGGUACACUGAAUGGUAAACUUGUGUUUGCAUAAUAUUAUUAUAAUUAGUAAAGCAUCAAAUUUACAAAUAAUCUAUAGUGAUGGAAUUAAUCCCUGCUCUUUAUUUAAUCUUUUGUUCCUUCUCAGUUUCCGAUCUGAUAGAUCGCUAAGAAUAUCUAAGUACCUUUAUUGUGCAGAAAUGAAUGUUUAGCUCAUCGUAUUUUUCCUGUUACCUAAUGGUAUUCCAAACUGAAUUACAAAUUAGUGAAAUUUAAUUUCAAAUUAGAUUUAUUCUGAACGUACCUUAUAAGGUCACAUUGUAAGAAUUUGGGUUGUUCAUCUAUAGCAGUACUGACAAAUUUCAGUUUUAUCAGUAUAAAUGUAUGUAUAUAUUUUGCUCAUGAUGUAUUUCAAACAACCUUGCCAAAUCAAUUGGCCUCUCCAAUUUUGUAACCAGUUCAAUUUAUACAUAUACGUAUUUCAUAGGUCUUUAUAAAUUUAUAACAAUAUUUUGUGUGUAUUACAUACAUAUACAUAGGUAUACAUGUAUUUCUAGUUUGUAUAUUUGGUAUAAUUAUAAGUACAUUAGACCGGACAUGUAAUCGCCCACAUGAUAGCUAAAAGCAAAAGCUGUACUUAAAGUCUCAAAUUGAAACAAUCCUUAGACCAUACUUAGUAAUUUGAGGUGAAUUAUGAUAAUAUGCAGUAAACUUGACCAAUUAUCUGUAUGCCGGUUACAUUAAAAAAAUUAGUUCAAGUAAACAAAAUUGCAUACGGAUAUACGUAUAUCCAUAACUAAUGAAUUUCAUUAUUUUGUUGUAAGUAAUUUUAAUUCAAAAAUAUUCCGAAACCAAGUUAUUUACACCAGAUAUUUUAUCAACAAAUAUAUUUUAUACCAAGAUAUUAUUAUAAUACCAUAAUUAAAUACAAUUGCAAGAUGACAAGAUUUCCCGAAUUUAUCUUACCCGUCCCCAUAU
Diprion similis is the source of this 3031-nucleotide messenger RNA. RefSeq names its product inosine-5'-monophosphate dehydrogenase-like (gene ras). Gene Ontology annotation, molecular function: IMP dehydrogenase activity. Bases 218 to 1792 code for a protein of 524 amino acids. Gene Ontology annotation, biological process: GTP biosynthetic process. The transcript has a single exon. NCBI's taxonomy places the organism in Eukaryota, Metazoa, Arthropoda, Insecta, Hymenoptera, Diprionidae. The record is from RefSeq and is a predicted model, not a curated record. Gene Ontology annotation, cellular component: cytoplasm.